AUGAAUCGAUUGAUUUCUCUAACUCUAACACAACGUUGUCGAACAGCCGUCGAUCAUUUUUCUCCUCCGCCAACGAAGAUUACCAGCAAAUCUGAUUGGUUCACUAGUAUGGGUGAUUCGUUUUCUCGUAGUGUUGUUGGGGACCAUGAUAGCCCGUCUGGUUCGUAUUCGUCUUUUACUGGUUGUCGUGAUGUUGCUCGUGUAAUGGUAGUCUCCACCAUGCGACCAUGA
Molecule: messenger RNA, 231 nt
Organism: Adineta ricciae
Lineage: Eukaryota; Metazoa; Rotifera; Eurotatoria; Adinetida; Adinetidae
Source: the annotation of a GenBank genome assembly